UGGCACGUCUUCGUCAAUUUGGAAAUGACCAAAAAUAGAAGAAAAUAAACCGCAAAUCAAGAAGCAAUAACAAACAUUACAUUAUGAAAAGUGACUUGAUCAAUUUCUUAAAAGGUUUCUUCUCAUGAGGACUGAGGAGCAUACAUAAGUGGGACUAUUAUCAGGCGAAAAGCAUGGGAAGCAAUUUAAUUCAAAGUUGGCCUAAAUGUAUAUUAUUUUAUUUUUAUUAAAUAUUCACCACUGUAUUUUUUAUAAUUAGACAUGCAGCCAAACUGAUGUGAGCUAUAGCCUAUAACAUCAUCCAAAACAGCUAUUCGCUUAACAUUGACAUAUAGAAUUGGCCUAUUAUAGCCUAUAAUUAUGUUAUAUUUAAUAAGCGUAGCGAGAAGCCAUCACUACAUUUCCCAGAAUGCUUGCAGUGGCGAGGGGAAGUGUCGUCUCAAAGGUACUUAAAUAAAGGAGCUGAAGCUCAAGCCGCUAGAAUAGACCAAUGCGGGAGGGCGAACCUGCUGUGGCCGCGAUGGGACCAGCACACAGAAAUGACAGUCUGUCUUGGAAUUGGGACUAAAUUAUACUCAAAGGACAGGGAUCGAGGAGGGAGCCUGGUUGGGUUAUCGGACAUUCCAUGUUUAAAAAUAGUUUUUUAUUAGUUGAUCUACAAGAAGAUAUGGAUCCAAACGGAGAGGGGAAAGUUAACCUGGUUGCCUUUGAAUAUUUCCGGUGUUCAUUGUAACCCACGAUUAAAUAAAUGUAAGUUGAAAUGAUACCACUACCGGACCUUGAAAUUGAAUGCAACAAUAAAAGAGAAGGGAACCAACUGGGAAGAUAACGGAAUUACCACUCGAACCAUGCGCGCACGCAUCUAGGGCAGUCAUAAAAACUGUCUUGAGGGGACAAUUCACAAAGACGGGCUUGCAUUGGACAAAAGUGUGGUAAACCUCUAUUUCCAAAAAAUAAAAAAAUAGAUUUGGUUUAUGCUACCACAGGCUUUUUGCAACGAGACUGCAUUUAUAUUUACAUUUGAGUUAUUUAGCAGAUGCUCUUAUCCAGAGCGACUUGCAGUUAGUGCAUUCAUCUUAAGAUGGCUAGGUGGGACAACCACAAAUCACAGUCAUAGUAAUUACAUUUCUCUUCAGUAAAGUAGCUAUCAGCAAAAUCAGAGUUAGUAAGGGGGAGGGGAAAGUCCAGUGCGAGUGUUAGUUCAUUCAGCAAAGUAAUAUUUUCAAAUUGUUUAACUGUAGGCUAAACGUCACUUACCAAUUUCCUUUUGCAUACCAUGUCUACAAUUUGCGGCGUUGUAAGGACAGCAAUAUUUAUGAUAGAUUUAUUCUUGUCCCUCAUAUAGUCCCCGUGCAAAGAGUUAUUGUGGGAUUGCACGCGGGCUGUGUAUCUAUUGUAGUGUGAACCUUAAACAACAUAUUCUAGAGGGGUCAUUUUAUAUGUAUAAAGGAAUACUUUUGAUACAUAUGAUUAAAUGAAUGUGCACGUGCUCCUCAUGUAGUCCAUUUUUAUGUGGCAUUGUGGCAAAGGGGGCCUAUUAUAGCCUACUGUGGUAUUAAAUGUCAACAGUUUAUUGUUACAUAAUUAAGACGUUGUUCAACACAAGCCAUUGCUGACCUCCUAUCCACACCAAAACUACUUUUUUUUUUAAUGGAAACCUUUCACCAGUGUAAAAAUGCUUAAUUGAGGCAAAAGUUGAUUUUACGCAUGUUCAGAAUGAAAAUAGACUUGAAUAGGCUAAAAAAUGAGUGGCGCUGAGCUCGGCCAAUAUGACGUCGAAAUGCUAUGUUAGCAGUUUUUGUAAAUUAUGCUUAGGUCACAAUUAUCAAUUAAGUCUGCUUAAUUAGACCACAAGGCACAUGUGAGCAGUGGCUGUUGCACAUAACCAACGGUCGCAAAUUGCCAGUAAUCCCGGUCGAUUUCGCGCUGCUUGUGGAGGUGAGAGAGAGCACACAGCACACAUCUGGAGGCACUUCUAUUGAUGGAGGAAGCUUCAAGACACGGAAAAGAAAGUUGCAUCCGCUCUGUUUUGGUGAUGUGAUCUGAUGGCCAAUGAAAAGCAGAAAGCAUGCUGAUAUGAAUUUAAUCACAACUCUUCCAUUAUUGAGUAAAUUAUUACAUUUUACAUCAUAGUGUUGGAAUACAGAACUGGUUGCAAAGUGCAUGGUUUUUAUGAACAUGUCAGCAAAGAGAUAGCCUAGUCAUUCUCAACGGAGAACACUGGCCAUUUGACAGUGCCACCCUUUUUCGUUUUUUUUUGGUCUUUUUUGACUAUUGAAAAUGUGGAUGCAAUUGUGAAUUUCUUGCUGUUUCCAUGCGUCUUUCUCCUCCAGACCUCGGGACGUUGUUGUGGAUUGUAUUGCUAUUUAAUGCAAUGGGCUGUAUCCAGAGUAUCAGGUGUAAACCCAAGAGUUUCCGUGAAAGUAUCAUCGUUCUCGAGGUGAACUCCUCCAUUGACUCCACGCCAACCAGCAUCGACGAGUCAUCCAGCGUGGUUCUGCGCUAUCGGACACCGCACUUCCGAGCCUCUGCUCGGGUACUAGUGCCGCCCGUGGCCGGAAAAGAGACGUGGACCGUUGGCUGGAUUCAAGCAUGCAACCACAUGGAGUUCUACAACAAAUAUGGAACCAAAGGGAUGUCGAGCUGGGAACUCCCUGACCUACGGGAUGGCAAGAUCCAGGCCAUCAGCGACUCGGACGGCGUCAACUACCCGUGGUAUGGAAACACCACGGAGACGUGCACCAUCGUGGGUCCCACCAAGAAGGCCACCAAGUUCACGGUUAGCAUGAAUGACAACUUCUACCCCAGCGUUACAUGGGGUGUGCCUGUGAGCGAUAGCAACCUGCCGCAGCUCAGCAGCAUCCGCCGCGACCAGAGCUUCACCACCUGGCUGGUGGCCAUCAAUCAGGCCACGGCCGAGACCCUGGUGCUGCAGACCAUCCGCUGGAGGAUGCAGCUCCACAUCGAGGUGGACCCGGACAAGCCUCUGGGCCAGAGGGCCACGCUGCGUGAGCCUGUGGCCCAGGAGCAGCCCCAUGUCCUGGGCAAGAACGAGCCCAUCCCCCCCAAUGCCAUGGUCAAGCCCAACGCCAACGAUGCUCAAGUGCUCAUGUGGCGGCCAAAGACCGGGGACCCCAUCGUGGUCAUCCCGCCCAAAUAUUGAAUGACCUUGGUGGGGUUAAACACUCCUCCUCUUCUCCCACUCCUCUACCUACUCUCACUUUUCAUUUUCUCUCUCUUUACCUACGUUCCUUUUUUCCCCUUUUCUCCUUCCCUCAAGCUCCUUGCCUCUAUUUUCCUCUCUGUUUCUCUCCUCUCCUCUCCUCUUUUUUUUUUGUAAGAACUGAGCAAAAGAGGGAGAGAGGGAGAGAGAGAGAGAGUGAAACAAGGACAAGAGCAGUUUGGAGAAAGAGGACGUCCCCUAUAAGUGGGAGCUGGAGCUGACUUUAAAAACUGGAGUGAACAAACUGCAACCAUUCUACCUUCAAACGGGGUCGGGUUUCACUGUGCUAGAUAAAGUCAUUGCAAAAAAAAUCUAAAAUAAGAAACUUUGCUUUUUGGGAUUGGGGUUUGGGGUGGGAAUGGAUGGGGAGUGUGUGUGGGUUGACAAAAAGAUAGUAUUUAUGUUCAUAUUUAUGUACAUGGUACAUACAUGUAUACAUGCACAAAGUUUGCGUAUACCAGUUGAGUUUUUAUUUAUGGGCUGGGAGAGAGCAUUUUUUGUGAAUAAGCGCUAUUUUGUGCUCCACAUGAGUGAUAUGUGAAUACGAACCGUAUCGGGGUGACAUAUGUAGUUUUAGUACUUUUUUAAACAUGAGAGUCAUUCAAUCCAUGCUGCCUUAAGUUUAAAUCGCUUUCCACUGCAAAUGUUUAGCCUUAAACCAAGUGCAAUGCAGUAUUCCUUCACCUGUCCUCUCUCUUCUUCCAUCCAGACUGUUGGUGCUGGUGUGUGUGGGUUUAGGAACGGAACAGUGGCUUGUGGGCAAUGGGUUAUCAGGAACCAAAUUGGGUCCUAAAACUGCUGGAACCCUUUUUCUACCACAGAACAAAAGAGAAUAGACAUUCAAACAAACCCUUUCAAAUAGUCCGUUAGGUCGUCAUCUCAUCAUGCAUGGCUGUGGAGAAGGUUUUUCUGACAACAUUCAAUUCCAUUGAGACUGAUAUUCAGCUGACUUUUAGACUUGUCAACAAUCUCCCUUUACAGAAAGAAAACAGUAUUUCAUCAUGUUAUCUUUCAUUUGCUUUAUUACCACUCCCUCCAUCUCAGAGCCCUGUCGCUGUACUCCUCUCUCCCUCUGCCUUUCUUCUCUCCUCUCCACAGAUGUCGGAGGGGACAACCCUGCUAGCACCUAAUCAAUACUGUUAUUACAGCAAGCAGCAGCCAGGGGAAAUGACUGUGCAUUUCAUAACAGGGGCAAUAAAAAAUUGGUCCUCCAUGCGAUGCUAUGGGAGAUAAAUAAUCUCGGCUUUAGGGUGCCUGUGUGUGAAUCCACAUGGUGCAGAGGUGGUUGCAGCGCACCGCCCUCCAUCUCUGCUCUCUCUUUCUGCAGUCCCCCCUUGCUCUCCUCGCACUCUCUCUCUCGUCUGAUGUUCAUCCCCAUUCAUACUCUCUCACCCUGUCCCUACUUUCUCCUCUCUGAUCCAUCUUUCUCUCUCUGCUCCCAUUGAUUGGUCUCUAUUUCCUCCAUCCAUCCCUCCACCCUUCGCCCUGUCCUCUGUCCUCUUUGCAGCAGUAGACAUGUGAGGCUCAGCCUGGCAUGUAGAUGACCCACUUCUGGGGUUGCCACUACCAGUUGUAGCCCGCUGCAGAAAUGUGUUGCUUUUUUUCUCCUCUCACAGAGCCCCAGCUAGCUAAAUACCUCCAUAAACGUGAUGAUGCCCAGCCACUCGUUAAUCUAUGGGCAGGGCAGCUUUACCCAGAGCUGAAAUCUCUCAUGGAGGAGGGAGGGAGGGGGUGGGGGUUUAGAGGGAUAGUUGGGGGAUAGAAUUUGGCAUCAGGCUUUUUAUCUCCUUAUAAUAUCAACGACAACAAGAACAACAGCAUCAGCAGUAUGAGCUAAAAUAAAAAGGAACAGAGACUGAUGUUUGAAGUGGUUAAGAAAACUGCAUCUCUGCUUUUGUCACUGAAGGUAUUGUUUUUUCAUUAAGUUUAUGCUAGUUAUGAUGUUGUGAUAUGUUAUUGAUGCAAAGCUUCCUUGGUAGAGGAAUAUCAUUUUCAUCAAAUGCCACCAACAACUGGGCAACAUUGUUUGCUCGUUAUUUCAACCUACCUUAUCAACGUUAUCACACUGCAUCAACCUGGCUACUUGAUUGAGUUUGCCAAAAGUCAUUGACAUUUUGUCUUGAUAUAACCAAAUAGUGUCGACAGGUUUUUGUGGUUUGGUAUAUUUCAAAUUAAACUCAAAUCUAUUGACAUCUCAACCAAAUAUCACCUGUAAUUUGAAGUUUAUCUGACAUCUUUACCUGGUUAGAAAAGACAGAGCAGCAGGUCAGUAGCAGCUGAAUAGAAUUAAGAAAAACCAAGGCUCAGAAACCAGAGAGACUGAUAGCCUGCUCUGGACUCAAUCAUCUGGGCCGGGAAGGAGGAGGGAGGAGGGGUCUGGUGGGGAGAAGUGCUGUCAUUAAUAGAUUGUCUGUGAAAUACUGAGCACCCUUCAGAUGCAUUGUGCUGUGCCAAGGCUGGCUAUAGUAAUAUAUGAUGGCCUCUUGGGGCUAGAGGACAAAGGUCAGUGUUAGAAGGGGUUGGGGGUCGGGAUUGAGGUGGAAGGGGGUAAUGGUGGUAGUCAGGGUGAUAGAGCGACAAGGAGGUGGGGUGGUGUCACAAUCUGCACACUGCUGAGUGGUUUAUUGGAAAGCCUAGCAGGGAUUGCUUGUUACCAUGUAUAAAACACCUUGACACAUCAGUAGCUGGCUAGCUGUCCUUAGUCACUGCAUGACCUAAAUAUUCUCAUUGAUCUGGUGCAGCUGUAGCUGUUGUUGAACUAUGGCUCCGUCUGUUCACUCACACAGGGCACAUCCUUGUCAUAAGACAGCAGGGGCGGUCUCUCCUUGCAUGCUAUCUGAUCAUCACAGCAUCACACUGGGGCCGAGUGUUAACAGCGUUUAUCAGCAGAGCACGUGGCCCCCAGCAACACAAACACACACUAGAGAGAGGGAGGUCACGGGAAGGCGAUUGCCUCGAUUUGUGUCUUCACUCUGACAGUGUUAUGUGCUACUGAUGAGUCUAUCUCAUGUACAACUACUUCCUCAAAACACAUCUCUAACCAAGUUCUGUUUUUAGAAAUGGACAAAUGGACAUUUAUGUAAAUAUUAAUGAGAUUUCGAUUCCAUCAUUGAACAAGUGAAAUUCAUGGACUUCAUGUCUCCUUCUGGGGUUGUGCCACUGAGUAGCCUUCCAUUCCUAAACCCACAGCUCUUAGUUCUGAGGGCGCCCACCUUUUCUAUAGAUCUUUAUGUAAAAGAGUAAUGUAAACUACAGCCCACUACACGUCAUAGACCAGCAGAAAAGGUUUCUCUUUUAGUUACAAAUAACAAGCCCAAGCUCACUCUCAGGAUCACCCAUCGUUGUUUCCUAUCCUUUACUAUUAGUUUACCCCAUAUAAACAAAAGAGUUGUCCGUCUAUCUUGCCAUUCGCUCCCUGCAACUCUGACUAGGUUUUCAGUAGAGUAGCCUUAUGGCUAACUGUAGCAGACUAUACACAACUGGCUACAAUGUAUUUCAAAUGUUGGGUGUUUUUGAUUUGUCUUCUGAAAAAUCAUCUAAUAUAUUUUGCAGCACUGAAACAAAAAUACAGUAUGUUUUUUUUGUAUUUGUCAUUGACACUGAUACUUGAUACUUGAACACAGAACAGUACUGGCAAAUAUUUAAAACUGUGAAAAUGCACAAUGUU
Molecule: messenger RNA, 6890 nt
Organism: Oncorhynchus mykiss (rainbow trout)
Lineage: Eukaryota; Metazoa; Chordata; Actinopteri; Salmoniformes; Salmonidae
Gene: fam78ab
Product: family with sequence similarity 78 member Ab
Source: RefSeq, a predicted model, not a curated record